GGCUACUGCUGCAUUUGCCGUAAGCCAUUUUUCUGUGUGUGGAAAUUUUUUUAUAAAUCUCUGGUUAAUUAUUAUUCCAUUUGAAAAUAAUUUCUUUUAUUAUUUUUAACUUCUUAAAUAAACAAAAAGAAAAUAGAAUAUAUAAAAUUCCAUAUAUAAACGAAAUAACCCAAAACGCUUCAAGGAUUUGUGAAAGUUUCUUUUUUUUUUUCUAUAUUACACAAAUCCAAGAGAAUCUUUUUUGGCGGUAAUCAAGAAUAAUGGGGGAUCGUGGCGAUAAUGCUGAAUCCUUCGAUGAUGCCGUAGAAGAACGCGUCAUAAAUGAGGAAUACAAAAUUUGGAAAAAGAAUACUCCAUUUCUUUAUGAUUUGGUUAUGACCCAUGCAUUGGAAUGGCCUUCUUUAACCGCUCAAUGGCUACCCGAUGUAACCAAACAAGAAGGCAAAGACUAUUCCGUGCAUCGUCUAAUUCUAGGCACCCACACAUCCGAUGAACAAAAUCAUCUCCUUAUUGCAAGUGUCCAGCUGCCAAGCGAAGACGCCCAAUUCGAUGGCUCACACUAUGACAAUGAGAAAGGAGAGUUUGGUGGUUUCGGUUCGGUUUGUGGUAAGAUCGAAAUUGAAAUUAAAAUUAACCAUGAAGGCGAAGUCAAUAGGGCACGCUACAUGCCACAAAAUGCUUGCGUCAUUGCCACUAAGACACCUUCGAGUGAUGUUCUUGUUUUUGACUACACCAAGCAUCCGAGUAAGCCCGAACCAAGUGGCGAAUGUCACCCAGAUUUGCGACUUCGUGGUCACCAAAAAGAGGGUUACGGGUUGUCGUGGAAUCCCAAUCUAAAUGGCUAUCUGUUGUCUGCUAGUGAUGACCAUACCAUUUGCUUGUGGGACAUCAAUGCAACUCCCAAGGAACACCGUGUUAUUGAUGCCAAAAACAUCUUCACUGGCCAUACGGCUGUUGUGGAAGAUGUGGCCUGGCAUUUGCUUCACGAGUCACUCUUUGGUUCAGUUGCCGAUGAUCAGAAGCUGAUGAUUUGGGACACACGCAACAACAACACAUCGAAACCGUCGCAUACUGUUGACGCGCAUACCGCCGAAGUAAACUGCCUGAGUUUCAAUCCAUAUUCCGAAUUUAUUUUAGCCACAGGGUCGGCCGAUAAGACUGUCGCUUUAUGGGACUUGAGAAAUCUCAAAUUAAAACUGCAUUCGUUUGAAUCGCACAAGGAUGAAAUUUUCCAAGUGCAAUGGUCACCACAUAAUGAAACUAUUCUUGCAUCAUCGGGGACCGAUAGACGUCUGCAUGUUUGGGAUUUGUCGAAAAUUGGCGAAGAACAAAGUGCAGAGGAUGCUGAAGAUGGACCUCCAGAGUUGUUGUUUAUCCAUGGUGGACAUACAGCAAAAAUAUCGGACUUUUCAUGGAAUCCUAACGAACCGUGGAUUAUUUGUUCGGUGUCGGAGGAUAAUAUUAUGCAAGUAUGGCAAAUGGCUGAAAAUGUGUACAAUGAUGAAGAACCAGAAAUACCAGUUUCUGAAUUGGAAACUCCAACAGCUUAGAGUUUGAGUUGUUUGCUUGAGAACAACCAUAUAUUAUAUAUUAUUGUCGAUUUAACGUAUUUUUAUAUAUAUAAAUGUAUUCCUUAAUCUAGUACGUAUUGUUGUGGCUCGGCCCCUUCAAAAUCCAUUUCUCUGUGGAUAUAAUAAAUGUUUUUAUUUCUUUCCA
Messenger RNA from Episyrphus balteatus (marmalade hoverfly), 1716 nucleotides. It is a transcript of the gene Caf1-55, whose product is annotated as chromatin assembly factor 1 p55 subunit. The transcript is spliced from 2 exons. Gene Ontology annotation, cellular component: NuRD complex; ESC/E(Z) complex; nucleus. Gene Ontology annotation, molecular function: histone binding. Gene Ontology annotation, biological process: regulation of gene expression. NCBI's taxonomy places the organism in Eukaryota, Metazoa, Arthropoda, Insecta, Diptera, Syrphidae. The coding region runs from base 261 to 1550 and encodes 429 amino acids. The record is from RefSeq and is a predicted model, not a curated record.